AUGCGGCGGUCUCUUCUACACCUGCCGAUAAAGCGUUCGGCAUGGGCCAUUCGCACAUCGAAUGUUGCCCGGAUUGCGGCCACGAGGUCAUUCGCAUCCGAAGCGUCGCCCAAUCCCGAAAUAUAUGAUAUUGUCGUCGUCGGUGGCGGUCCUGUCGGGCUGACACUUGCGGCAUCGCUCGGUGCUGCGCGUGCUACAAGUCAUUUGAAAGUCGCAUUAAUUGAGGGUAUGAAUCUGGCUUCCAUUCGGGAUUGGAAACCUACCCCGGAUUACUUUGCCAAUCGUAUCGUUUCUCUUAUCCCGAGUACUGUCAAACUCCUCAAGGAAACUGGAGUAUGGAAACAUAUCAAACAGGAAAGAGUGCAGUCUUAUGAUGGUAUGCAAGUCUGGGAUGGCAUGACGGAUGCCCGUGUCGAGUUUGAUUGGAAUAAGCUACUGGGUGGUCGACAGGAAGGUGUAGAUACUACCAUUGCGCACAUGGUAGAAAACAUACAUCUGAGCCAUGGUUUAUUGCAACGGCUUGAGGAGCUUGCGGUCAAGCCAACAAUGAUUGAUAAAACCAAAGUGGAAAAAAUUGAGUAUGGUCAACUAACUGAAGAGGUUGAUAUGCGAGAUUGGCCAAUCGUCACUUUGAGCAAUGGCCAAAAGCUCGGCGCAAAGUUGUUGAUCGGGGCGGAUGGUGGAAGCAGCCCGGUUAGAACUUUUGCUGGGAUCGAGAGCAGAGGGUGGGAUUAUAAUAGGCAUAGCAUGGUGGCGACUUUUAAGAUCGAGGAUGAUUCUGCAUUCCCAAAGUUUGCCUACCAAAGGUUCUUACCGUCAGGACCGGUUGCUAUUCUACCACUACCUGGGAACUUUGCUAACCUUGCUUGGUCAACUACACCCGAAAAGGUGGCCCAUCUGAAGUCAUUGGCGCCGGAGGACUUUGUCGCUAUGGUAAACGCAGCCUUUAGGCUCUCCUAUACUGACAUCGACUAUCUCCACAACCUGAAGAGUGGGGUAGUCGAAGAAACAAAGUGGAGGGAGAGCGUAACAAAGUACCCGGACCCUCCAACAAUUCCUAUGCGAAUUACCGAGGUUCUAGAAGGCACUCGGGCUUCAUUCCCUUUGAAAAUGAAGCAUGCCGAUAGAUAUAUUGGAGAGCGAAUCGCACUUGUUGGGGAUGCCGCACACACGAUUCACCCCAUGGCCGGGCAAGGUCUUAACGCUGGUGUUGGUGAUGUCUACUCUCUCGUUAAGUCGAUUGCGGACGGUAUCUCACAUGGCCAAGAUAUUGGCUCCUCAUUUACUUUGGAACCCUAUCAGUCUGAAAGGUACUUGCCCAAUAACGCUCUUCUAGGAUUUGUUGACAAGCUCCAUACUUUGUAUGGGUUUGAAUCUGGGCCCUUGGUCCCUCUCCGCAGCUUAGGAGUUGAAAUAAUCAAUCAGGAUUGGUUCGGAUUGAAGAAGUUCCUGAUGAGCCAAGCGGCAAAAUCAUAG
This is a messenger RNA of Orbilia oligospora ATCC 24927, 1476 nucleotides long. RefSeq lists its product as uncharacterized. The transcript is spliced from 4 exons. Gene Ontology annotation, molecular function: 2-octaprenyl-6-methoxyphenol hydroxylase activity; FAD binding. The record is from RefSeq and is a predicted model, not a curated record. The coding region runs from base 1 to 1476 and encodes 491 amino acids. NCBI's taxonomy places the organism in Eukaryota, Fungi, Ascomycota, Orbiliomycetes, Orbiliales, Orbiliaceae. Gene Ontology annotation, biological process: ubiquinone biosynthetic process. Gene Ontology annotation, cellular component: mitochondrion.